AUGGCAAAACACGAAGAUCUACCAGUUCCAAUCCACUCCAAACUUGACGAGGUUUACGGUGAUGGAUCACAGGUCGAAGAAGCUCAACUUCGUUUCUCCAUUCUCGAUUCCAAAUUCGAAGAAUUAUUCGGUCAUCUUCCUGACCUCUAUGCUCGCGCUCCAGGAAGAGUGAAUUUGAUCGGAGAGCACAUUGACUAUGAGGGGUACUCUGUGUUGCCCAUGGCAAUUAGGCAAGACACAAUUGUAGCCAUUGGAAAAAGAGAUGCAGGGGAGUCUGAAAAGCUUCUUAGGAUUGCAAAUGUUAAUGACAAGUACACAAUGUGCACCUAUCCUGUUGAUCCUAACCAGGAGAUCGACCUGAAGAAUCAUCGAUGGGGCCAUUAUUUUAUUUGUGGAUAUAAGGGUUUCCAUGAAUAUGCUAAAUCAGCAGGGCUGGAUGUAGGUUCACCAGUUGGACUUGAUGUAAUGAUUGAUGGAACAGUUCCUACAGGAUCUGGGCUAUCAAGCUCUGCAGCUUUUGUCUGCUCUUCUACUAUUGCAAUAAUGGCUGCCCUCAAUGUCAAUCUUCCCAAGGUAUUCUAA
Messenger RNA from Lactuca saligna, 582 nucleotides. The record is from the annotation of a GenBank genome assembly. Lineage: Eukaryota; Viridiplantae; Streptophyta; Magnoliopsida; Asterales; Asteraceae.